UUUUACAUGAUGCAAUUAUAGUCAGGUCCCCCCAACCCCACCACUGUGAUACUUCUCUCCAACUCCCUCUCAAUAUUCAGAGAGAGAGAGAGACGAGGCAAGAGAGAGAAAGGCAGCGGGAAUUGGCGGCCACUCAUCCAAAAGCACUAAUUGACCAAAACAAAGAAAAAUCGCCGUCACUCUCCACCGGAAUCAUAGCAAUGUCAUCUCUACAUCUAACGGUAGAGAGAGAAAGUGAAAGCUAGGUUUCAACGUUACUUUGUUAUUCUGUUUAUUGGUAUAUAUCGCUUUUUAUAAAAGCUAUUCGCUGUUAGAUUGAUCAUACCGUCUUUCUGAGGUGUUAGAGAUAGAGGAGGUGUGUGUGUGUGUGUGAAUGUGUAGAGAGAGAAGCUAGGGUUUUGAAUUUGUAUAGUGGGGCUAUGGAUGAGGCUGUGCUUGAUGAUAUUAUACAGCGGCUUCUUGACGCGAAGAACGGUCGGGUGCAGAAGCAGGUGAAUCUCACAGAGGCCGAGAUUCGACAGCUUUGUAUGGCUUCAAAGGAGAUUUUUCUCAGCCAACCUAAUCUUCUUGAGCUCGAAGCUCCUAUCAAGAUUUGUGGAGAUAUUCAUGGUCAGUAUUCUGAUCUUCUGCGCUUGUUUGAGUAUGGUGGAUAUCCACCAGAUGCAAAUUAUUUGUUUUUGGGGGACUAUGUUGACCGUGGUAAGCAGAGCAUAGAAACAAUAUGCCUUCUGUUGGCAUAUAAGAUAAAAUACAAGGAGAACUUUUUUCUUCUGAGGGGCAACCAUGAAUGUGCUUCUAUCAACCGUAUCUAUGGGUUUUUUGAUGAGUGCAAGAGGAGGUACAAUGUUCGUGUUUGGAAGACAUUCACAGAUUGUUUUAAUUGCCUACCUGUUGCUGCUCUUAUUGAUGAGAAGAUCCUUUGCAUGCACGGGGGAUUGUCCCCUGACUUGAAAAACUUGGAUCAGAUCAGGAAUAUAGCUCGUCCAGUUGAUGUGCCAGAUCAGGGUCUUCUCUGUGACCUGCUAUGGGCUGAUCCUGAUAAAGAUACUGAAGGAUGGGGAGAGAAUGACAGGGGUGUGUCAUGGACGUUUGGAGCCGACAAGGUCGCUGAAUUCCUCCAGAGGCAUGACCUUGAUCUCAUCUGCCGAGCUCACCAGGUUGUGGAAGAUGGGUAUGAAUUCUUUGCAAAGCGGCAGCUGGUCACCAUAUUCUCAGCUCCAAAUUACUGUGGAGAGUUUGAUAAUGCCGGUGCGAUGAUGAGUGUGGAUGAUACAUUGACAUGCUCCUUUCAAAUUCUAAAGGCAUCGGAGAAAAAAGGGAAGAUGGGAUUUGGCAGCAACAUGUUGAGACCAGGAACACCACCUCAUAAGGGUGCAAAGGGUUGAAUUAUCUGCACCAGGGAUGAUACUAUGAGCAGAGGAGAAUUGCAGAUGGACUUCGUGUCUGAACUGCUGUCUGUUGAAUCAUUUUGCAUCUUGGGAAUUUGUUAGCACCAAGCAAUGAAGUUUUAAAUCUAUCUUCUUUGGCCCCAAAUGGGUAUGUGAGGGUUAACUUACUGCAAUGCUCAUAACACACGAGCUGGAGUUGUGUGUUAUCCGUGCAAUGCAGGUUUUUAAUUGUGUAAAAUGGAAAUGAACUUUACAUUGUACUGAAUUAUCGAUGUGCGCUGUUUUUUCUUAUGGCAAAUACUUAAUUCUGUUUGCAUCACCGGGGCGGAGUUCUUCAGUGCUAAUAUGUCAUCAUUUAAGAUUGUUAACUUAUCCUUUUUCUUUUCAAAUGAUCCUUU
Ilex paraguariensis (yerba mate) is the source of this 1786-nucleotide messenger RNA. The record is from the annotation of a GenBank genome assembly. NCBI's taxonomy places the organism in Eukaryota, Viridiplantae, Streptophyta, Magnoliopsida, Aquifoliales, Aquifoliaceae.